Messenger RNA from Sparassis crispa, 1335 nucleotides. RefSeq names its product Dolichyl-diphosphooligosaccharide-protein glycosyltransferase 48kDa subunit. The transcript is spliced from 6 exons. The coding region runs from base 1 to 1335 and encodes 444 amino acids. Lineage: Eukaryota; Fungi; Basidiomycota; Agaricomycetes; Polyporales; Sparassidaceae. Gene Ontology annotation, cellular component: oligosaccharyltransferase complex; endoplasmic reticulum membrane. The record is from RefSeq and is a predicted model, not a curated record.
AUGCUUUCGUUAUGGACUCUGCUUGUAUCUAUCAUCGGCAUCGCUGCUCUUGCUCAAGGAAAGUCUAGCACCGGAGAUUCGAUUCUCGUAGUGCUCGAACCGUCUUUGAAAAGAGACAACUUCUCGAUAUUCUUCAAUGGACUGGAAGACAGAGGAUACGACCUUACUUUCCGAGCGCCAAAGGAUGUCAAGCCAGAGGUAAUUGAAGACGACCGUGCGCAGUUCUCACAUGUCAUUCUCUUUGCCCCAGAGACAAAAACCUUCUCCCAGGACAUCACGCCCCAGUCGCUGGUAUCACUGCUUUCACUGAAUACGAACCUCCUCCUCGCCCUCUCCCCGAAACAAACAAUGCUCACAUCUCUCGCGCCGGAAUUCUCUCUCAUCCCCCCUCCACCAGGCACACCACUUCUCUCCCACUUUCCCGCCCGUGACACGCCUGCAACUGUGAUCCCGGUGCCCGUCACGUCCACGAGCCCACUCCUCACCCCGAGCCUGCCGCCGGUCUGGUUCUCAGGAGUGCCCUUCGCUCUCAGCAACAAUCCGCUGCUCGUGCCGAUACUGAAUGCGCCCGCAGAAAGUUUUGCGGCGGACUCGGACAGCAACGCGGGCGCUGACGCGGUCCUUGACGCCGCUGAGAAGGGCGGAGAGGGUCUUUGGGCGGGUAGCCAACUCGCACUUGUGGUGGGCUUCCAAGCGCUCCACGGCGCUCGCGCUACUUGGGCCGGAGGUGUCGAUCUCUUCAGCGACGAGUUCGCGAAGAAGGAACUACCGAGUGGAGGUAAAUCAGGAAAUGAACCGUUCGCCGCAGAUGUGGCUGCGUGGACAUUCCAGGAGUCGCUCGUCCUGAGGAUUGACAGCGUCGCUCACCACCGUGUCAAUGAGACCGUUCCAGGGGAGACAUACACUACUAAUGACAACGUCGUCUUUUCUGCUCAUAUCUCCAGGUUCGACCCGAGAACGUCGACGUGGGAGCCGUUCUCCGGCAUCAAGGACCUGCAGCUUGAGUUUACGAUGCUCGAUCCGCACAUCCGUACCGCUUUACUUCCGGUACCUGGCAAGCCAGGUAAAUAUUCCGUGACGUUCCGCGUACCAGACAGACACGGCGUGUUCAAGUUCGUCGUCGACUACAAGCGCAAAGGGUGGACGCACCUGCACAGCGCGACGGUCGUCCCCGUAGUGCCGCCCCGCCACGACGGGUACCCGCGCUUCCUUAGCUCCGCGUGGCCGUACUACGCGGGCGCGAUGAGCACCAGCAUUGGAUUUUUCAUUUUCUCUGUAUUGUGGCUGGCGGGCGACAAUCAGGAGCUGAAGAAAAAGACCACGAAGGGGGAGUAG